UAGUGCUGCACAGUGCCCCCCUGUGACCGCCCGUGGCUUGCUGUAGAUUUUAGCGUCGCAUUCCCGCAGCACCGAACCGCCUUCUACGCGGAGCUAGGAACCACCGGGCGCCACAGGAGCUCCACGUUACAACCCCCUUCCCAGCACCAACCAGGCUCUCUCUUGGAGCAUCGCGAGAGCCUUCAACUGAGACAAGCAGGAGGGCUUUGCUCAUGGCUUAGCUCACGGAUGGUCAGAAAUUCUGUCACAUGCUGUCUACUGCGAGUGCACCGCCACUGUCUACAGCGACAUUUGGCCUUGUUUUGGCCACGGUUCUCCCACGUUUUUUGGUGUCUUUCUUUGUUGGCGAGUGUAAUGGAGGGUUCGUGUGCACCUUUCACAUGCCCAUGAAGCUAUUGGUGGUGCUGUCUUGCGAGACAUUGGCCUUGGAGGUGACAAUGGGAUGCGCGAGACAGUGCAUCAUGCCAAGCAGCGGAGACAAUGCUCAGUAGCUUCUAUUUUUUCCUUCUCGCCCCGUUGAACGAAUGGGCGGAGCUGCCGAAAGAUACAAUCCAAGAGUAUACAAAGCUCUGCUUACAAAACGAUGUCCAUUGUUGGCCGACUCGUGUUUUCGCGCACCGCCCACUUGGCAGAGGCAAGAGGCGACCAACCAUAUAAGGAUUUCAUCGAGAGCCAGUCAAACGCGUCCCCAUGGCCAGCCGGACCAGGAUAUUGACGGGUGAGGCGAGAGCCAGUGGCCCAGGACAGACAGGGGAGAUACAUACAAAGAAAAGGGAAAGGGGAUGGAGGAACGGCCGGAUAGAAGCCGGCGAACAUGUCAACGCCCCCCGACCAGGUUCGGUGAAAUGGACCAAUGCAAUAGCACCACGCGACCCCUCCAGGGCUACGAGUCGACGAGACGAAAUGAGCACGACGAACCAGCCAUGACUGUACCGUCGAUGCACGACAUCGAGUGGCUGUCGUCUUCCCAGUGGCCUUCUGACCUGUGGUGGAGUCAGCGCCAUCCUCUGGUGAAGCGCUAACAAACCACAGCCCAUGCAUCUUCUGCACGCCGACUGGUCCGUUUUUCUGGCAAGCUGACCUAUCAUCGCCCAGAGUCGACUGGUAUUCAGUCAACAAGUGUGGUGCGCUCAGCCGCCGUGACAACGCCGUUUAGGUCAACCCCCGGCGCAGGAUGGUGUAGAGGUACCCAAGACACAGGCUUAGAGUAAGGAAUCUCAGCUUAAUCUUGAGCAUUCUUUGCUGCCCGCUCUUUUUUUUUUAGGACCGUGUGAAUUUUGCCCGGGCACACGACAGGCUGCAUCGUACAAAACUGCGCCCGUGGCCCGCCUGAUCCUUCGUCUUAUUCAAGGUGACUCUCAUUUUGGGAUUCUCUCCCGGUCGCUCGUUGCCUUUUUAUUUCUUUCGUGGUCUGGUUCUUUCAUUAGUUUGUUUUGUUUCUACAACCCCCGUCUUUGACGCACGACUCUAAAACAUUUCUUUUUUUACAAAGUACAUCGGCGCCAAGGUCGCUGUGCUUUCCAGAGGUGAUCGCGUUCUCUUACAACCAAGCAUGUUGGCCAUUUAGCCACAGAAUGACGGCCGCAUCUAGCGUCGAAGCAGAUGCUUCUUCAGAGUGGUGCUGCGCGCCGAUGGGCUUUUUGCGACGCCGGAAAACUUCGCAAGUGACUGAGAAACAUGGCGAUGAUGGUUUGCUGGACGGACAACCACGCCCUAUCCCAAGGCGUUCCUCUGAAGGAACAGGCGACACGACUUGGAAAACUACAACAACAAUGGCAUCAGCUCGCAGAAGUUUCUCCAGGGUUCGCCGAAAAUCCAAGGCUUCGUCUCGACGACCUAACAUAUCUGCGCCUACCAACUUUCGCCAUGUUAGUUCCGCAUCGCACAUGAUGGCCAACUAUCCCUCGUUCCAACCGAAUCGGCGUCCUCCACUGGCAGACAGUCCCCCGGGACCGUUUCAGCUCAACAUGUUUUCUUCGGACAUGCAUAUGUCACCUAUUUUACCCAACUUCGAAUUGCCCGGCCCGGUGCCGUCACCACCUCCAGCCUAUGUCACCAGCGAAUUAAGUCAGGAGUAUCCAUUUGUACGACAACGGAGUUUCUCUACCAUUUCAUUUCAUGUUCCUCGAAAGGCAGUUCCAGAGAACGCAGAAACUGUGAGAUCCGAGUCACCCGCGUCUCCUCCUCUCCGCCCCAGCAACUCCAGACAGCGGUCGUAUACGGCAUCUGAGCUCGAAGCCCAGAAAGAGCGAAUCGCCAGCUCCAUGAUUGAAGUAGAAAAGCUUCAACAGCAAAUCGACGAUGUCGUAGAACGACAAAGUCUUUAUUCAAGCCGGCGCUCAAGUGUAUAUUCAUUGGCUAGAACAGUGCCUGAUUUAGAACCGAUGCCAUCCAUCCCGGCCCUUCCACCUGUUGCACCAUCUUUUGCUGAAAGGUUAAACACCGAUUCUGAACGGCCACGUACCGCACCACACUUCCCAAAACAAGCCGUAUAUCUAAAUCAGCCGAGGGCUGAAGUUGUUGAAGCAAUGCCACCGCCGCCUUUACCAUUGAUUCUGCGACCACCGUUGCGAAAGAAAAAGUCGUUUUCUAGAGUUUCAUCAUGGCUAUCAUCACAUAAGCGGCAAGUCAGCAUGAACUCUAUUACAAACGAACCGGUGCCUUUGAAGGAUUCGGACGGCUUCUAUCAGUGUGCUCCGGUUCUGGAUUUUGCUGAACGCCAGAGUCUUUAUUCAUCUGGUUCAUUUUCUGCUCGAUCCUCAUACUCGAUGGAGAGUCCGCCGCUUGGGGGACAUGACGAUGAAGUGACGACAACAAACGUCCGCCACUACGGCAAAAGCGCCAGUAUCAUGACAACAUCAAGCGUAGGGAUGGCUAUGUGACAACAACGCAUAUUUAUUUCCCACAACAAAACUUACGCAACAGCCACAAAUAGAGCUGUUAUCACACUUGUCUUACAUUUUCACGAACCAUCUAUCACGACUAAAGGUUAAUGGGAUCGCAGGUCCGAUCCAUUAAAAAGGGGGAAAAUUAUGGCUAUAGACGACAAUACGUUACGAAUACCCAGGAGGCAACUAGUUGAUUUAUUUUAUUGCUUGAGCUUGUUAUGAAGCGGUCCUUUAAGAAUGAAGAGGAUCUUGCUGUUGGAUGUGGUAGCGCAUAAGCUUAGACUAAUGUGUUGUCAGCCAAUAUAAAUUAUGCAUUUACAAUUGCG
Messenger RNA from [Torrubiella] hemipterigena, 3214 nucleotides. The record is from the annotation of a GenBank genome assembly. Lineage: Eukaryota; Fungi; Ascomycota; Sordariomycetes; Hypocreales; Clavicipitaceae.